AUGGGGAUUUUUAGCGUUGCGGAGAGAGAUCCAGGAGACGAGCCUUCCCUCUUUGCCCUCGUACUCACGCCUCCAUCAAACACACACCCACCUUCACUUCCUCAUCCCUCCGGUCUCCUCCCACCUCCGACCGACUCCAGCGCCGCCGUAUUUCUUUCUUCUUUGCCCAAACUCAGCGCUGCCCUCCAUCCUCCGACGUCGUCUCCCUGUCCGACCACGCACAUCACCGGCACACAGUACAAGACCGUCUCCGUCUCCCUCUCUGUUGUCGCACAGCGCCACUCUUUCCAGAUUUCUGAAAUCUUUUCUUCCUUCCUAAUACAGUGA
This is a messenger RNA of Lactuca virosa, 327 nucleotides long. The record is from the annotation of a GenBank genome assembly. Lineage: Eukaryota; Viridiplantae; Streptophyta; Magnoliopsida; Asterales; Asteraceae.